Molecule: messenger RNA, 1681 nt
Organism: Strongylocentrotus purpuratus (purple sea urchin)
Lineage: Eukaryota; Metazoa; Echinodermata; Echinoidea; Camarodonta; Strongylocentrotidae
Exons: 6
Coding region: 1-1425 (474 amino acids)
Biological process (GO): spermatogenesis
Molecular function (GO): cAMP binding
Source: RefSeq, a predicted model, not a curated record
AUGUACGGCGACACAUUCCAGGACGAGGAGCUUGAAGACCUCAACACCGAGGACAUGAUGAUGAUCAUGAAUCCCGAUAUGAGGAGGAGGAGGGGUGGUGCGACGACGCAGACGCUGGAAGAAGCGAGUGCUCUCAUCCAGGCUCUAGUCGAAAGGUCACCCCCUGAAGGGCUAGGGAUUGAGAAAGUCUCUGACGCUGAUGACAAGGACGCAGAGAAUAAUCAACCGGAAAAACAUCGGACGCCCCUGCAGAAGUUCCGGGCCAUCGCCAACAAGGUCAAGCACAACCUCAGGUGGUCCAAGCUCCUGCCCACCGAAGAAGACUCGAAAUCGUUCACGGUCCGUCAGGCCGACGGCGCGGAGGAGAACGUCCUCACCUUCGACGUCAGUGCCUUCAAAUCGAACGUCCAGUCGGUGAGCACGCUGCCCCCACGGGCCAAGAAGAUCAUGAGGAAGGAAACGUGGGAGAGGACCAAAGAAGAGCUCCACUAUCUCUACGGUUUUGUUGAUAGGCUAAAAAGUUUCAACCGCUACUCGAAGACCAUCCGACAUGAACUGGCGGGCGUUUUAUACUUCGAUUCCUUCGAGGCCGGGCGGUUGAUCGUCAAGCAGGGCCACCCCGGGCUCGCUUUCUAUUUCAUCCUCUCAGGCUCGGUCGUCUUUGAAGUCAACGAGACGGAUACACGGACAGUUGAUUCUGAAUUCCUUCGUGUGGACAAACCUGAUUUUGACAUGGUCCUGCGUCGCAGUUACCAACAGGAAUGGGAUAACCGAUUCCAGACACUCAGUUCACUAUCAACGUUUAGUGAAUGGAUAACUGAUGAGGUGGUAGCAACCACUGACAGAGCGAAGAUCAUUGAAUAUCCGCCUAACACCGUCAUUCUGAGUGACAUCCAUGGCGCACCCGACGAUGUCUACUUCAUCAUGUCUGGCGACGUCAAGAUCGUUCGCGAAGUCGUUCUCCUUCAGAAUCGCCUGCCCUUCGGGAGGAUCAAGCUCACCCCGCCACCGAUGCGUGACGACCACGGGGUGUCGCCCGACUUCAAACCCGAGAAAUACCAGAAGCUGGUUAGCAAACUCCUAAAUAUUGCGACCAUCGGGAAGGGGGACUUCUUCGGAGUUGGUGAAGAUCUACGCAAGACGCACUUGAUCUCGAUCCACAAGGUCGAGUGCAUGCUCGUCUCACGGGUGGCCUUCCAGCGCCACGACCGCGGCAAGUGCUUGGUGCCCAUGAAGGAAGCGGUCGAGGAAAACUAUCCGACCUACGACGAGACCUUCGCUGGCUACCUCGUCGACAAGAGAUGGCGCGCGUACAAGCACAAUUUGGUAAAGGAGGUGGCUAGCAAACGACAUUAUCCACAUCAAACGACCAUCGACGAUGUGCCCCUUAUUCUUCGGCGGGAAAACUCACUGUCAACGAAAUAAGGGAUCACUCGGUGUAAUGAGUAGUUAUGAAUUUAAGUGUUUCAAAGAGCUCGCUUGAGGGGAUGGAACAAAUCUAGUGUUGUUUUUGUCCUUCUAUCCGUUGCCGUUGUUAACCAAAGUGUCAUCACAGUCAUGAAUGGCCAUGAUUUAGGAUUUACAAACUGCAAUAUAAUGAAUGGAUUUUAUGUGGAGAUGUAACAUAAAGAAGGAGAAGGGGGUAAGACUUAAGGAAAAUGUCUUAAAGAUGCAGAUGGUA